Brassica rapa (field mustard) is the source of this 7095-nucleotide messenger RNA. RefSeq names its product BTB/POZ domain-containing protein NPY1. The record is from RefSeq and is a predicted model, not a curated record. Lineage: Eukaryota; Viridiplantae; Streptophyta; Magnoliopsida; Brassicales; Brassicaceae. Gene Ontology annotation, molecular function: protein binding.
CUUUUUCACUGACAGAACUUAUUCUUAGACACUACUUUUACAUUCCAAAUAAUUCAAAUAAGUUUUGCAACUUGCCAACGAAAAAAAGUUUACUCAAAUGAAAAGAAAAAGAGGUUAAACCGGAAACUAUAAAUAAGUUUACGAAGAAAGGAGAAAAAAAAAGAAGAAGAGAAGGAAGCACAAGGGUGCAAUUAUGGAGGUUUGGACCCCAUAGUCAGUGUUCACCAUCAUUUGUUUAUGAUGCCUUAUGCUCACGCCUGUCUUAAAUUAACCUUUUAAUUAUUAUUUUCCAACACUAAACAUUUACUAUUAGUCGAAUGGCAUAAUCAUUCUCAUCUCAGAAUUAGAAGUUUUGGUUUUGCUUGUGAAUAUUCGUGAAUAUAUUCUUCACGGUUCAAUUGAAUGUGAGGUUUCCUCAUAUGUCAAGGUCAUAGUUGUCAAAAAUCAUUCACCAAGACUAAUCUUUUAUGUAUGUAUAUAUGAGAAUGAUAUAUGACAUGCAUAUUUUAUUUGAGAAUGAUAUAUGACAUGCAUAUUUUAUUUAUUGUACGUAAAACACAAAUACGAUAGUCUAAUGCUAUGUGCAUAAUCAUAUUCUUGGCUUGUUGCAAAAACCGACAUAAUCUCCCGUGUAGAUUGAACUAUCAAUUUUUAGAAUCUUUCGUAUUGUCGAUAUUUAAUUUGAUAAUAGGCUAAUAGCCAUUAAAGUAUUAUAUAGUUGUUGAAAAGUCGGUUUCCUUGUAAACAAAAUAUUGUAUCAAACAUAUUUAUUUUAUUCUCUAUAAACUAUGCGAAAUUGUAUGAUCAUAAUAAAUCAACGUUAAAAAAAAACUAUGCAAAAUAGUGGAAUUUUUAAUUAUAAAAUGACUAUGUGGUUUCGCUAAAAUAAACUAGUAAUCACAGCAAAAAAAGUUCUUCAAUUGCAAAUUUGUAUACCAUUUUGUCGAUUUUUAUUCUUAAUGAAAUUUAUUUAGUAUUCAUGUUCUUACAUUUUUAGAAAACUCAAUUUGCUUGUAUACUCCAAGUAUAAAAAUAUAAGUAACAUAAAUGAACCACUCCUCUAGGAAACCACAUCAAUUAUAAGCAUUGUUUUCGUUGUAGCUUUCGCAUAUACUUGAGGUUCAAAACCAUUACUUUUGACUCUAUUUAUGUUCUUGCCUUUUCUAUGCAAAGUUCGAUAAAAAUGAAGUUUGCAACGAAGAUGAACUGAGAGAAUAAUAACAAUAUGGGAGUGCAUUUAAUAUGGAUGCAGUGUAUAUAAUGUAAAAGAGGUAGAACACUGUAUAAAUAUAAUGCUUCCGUAAUAAUGGAGGCUACGUCUAGUCUUUUCUCAUGAACACAUGCCAUUGCUUUUCCUUCUGUGCUUUCAACAUCUUACCUAUGCAUCUACAUAUAAUUAUUUCAUCCAAAGAGGAAAUAUGUUUAAUGACACUUCUAAUAAUACACCCUAUUAUACCCCAUAUGAUAACGUCUGUACGUGCAACUCUUUUGGCUAGAAGGAUGACAGACGUGGACAAUUAUUUUCUUUUGUAAUAAUCAUUUCUUUUUUUUUUUGCUAGAAAUGUAAUAUCAUUGACUUGCUAAUGAAAUUUUCGUAGUGCUAAUGAAAGUUUGAUCACAAGAAACUUGAAAAUUCCAUUUUUUGAGUGUCAUAAUCAUUCAUACAGAAACCUUCUUCCUAAUGUAAGGAGAGAAUGAAAUCGAGUUCUUAACAUACACCAUGAGCCAAGACAUUAACAUUGAUCAUAUAAAGCAUGACUUUCUUAGUGCGAGAGAGAUAAUUAACUUCGUGUGGUUCUAUACUCGAAGAUAGGGGUCGUCGAAGAUCAUGUAUGCUACCGGAACGUUUUGGUAAAAAUAUAGUUUGAUCAGCAAUCGUCGUAAUUGGCUAGCUAUGGCCUUGUGGAAAAAUAAGUCUCGUACGCAUUAAGAGCAUUAACAUGUAUGCUUAUGAUCUAUGGGGGUUGCGUACUUGGAUCUCAAGUUAAAAGGGAAAUCAAGAUGAUCAAAGCGAAAAAGUCCUACUUAAAAAAUUCAACCCAGUGGUUAUAGUUUUCGUCUUUGUUUUAAGUUAGAAAACUCGUCAUACAUAAAUUUAACUCUUUAGCGGAAAGUGUAAAGUAACAUGACUAGUACUUAAAACAAAAACAAUUCAUGCAUUUAGGAUAAAUAAUUUCCAAGAUUCGAGUCUUUGAUGAGACUGAGAGCCUGAGAACCAUAAUUUGAAGUCUCCGGAAGCAUAUUUUUUUGAAGUCGGAUAUUUCGGAAUGAGAAAGGUAACAUGACGAAUAGUGAAAAAAUAAACUAUUCAUUACUUAAUAUUUUUGCCCAGAAAUAAAUCCACUUAUACAUUAUCCAAUUCAAGGACUUUGAAAUCUGAACAGAGCAGAGAUAACGGAGCAUAUUGUAUAUAAUGAGUUAUUUUCUGUUUGAAGAGCAUAUAAAGAGUUAUUACAUGACCGGCAUGAAAUAAAAGGAUAACAAAGUCAAAUAUACGUGUUUAGGUUAUUUCCAACACUACUCUAUUUUUAAAAAAAAUUGAAUAAAAGUAAAUAGCGAUGAGAAAUGCUUCAAUUCAACUCUAUAAUAGAGUUUACAUAAUUUUUUUUGUUCAAAUAGAGUGAAAAAUAAAAUAAAGUUAGAAAUUUUUUAUUCCAUAUUCAUUUUUACUCUAUUUUGAAAGAAAAAAUAGAGUUUUAUAUUAGAGAUGUUUUUAUCCUUAUAGCAAAGACGCAGACAAAUCAGCAUAUUGACAUAAUCAAGCCACUAUUUAGAUCGAACAAGCCCUGCGUGUCAACCUUCAUUUACUACUUAGUCGACUUAGCUUUGGGACCAUAGUCACCAUAUGCAUACAUCUCCAUAACUACGUUGCGACUCUUACGAUACGUGUUUUUACGUUCAUAUAUAAUUGAGCCGUUAAUCACGUGGAACACAGCUACGGCACGUAAAGAAAAUUGACAUGCAGACCCCACCAAAUGACAUUAAUACAUUUUAAACCAAACCGGGUCCAUUUUAGAUCUUCACUAUGCCAUUUUUGUUAUCGUAGUCUUGAGAAAACUGUCGAGUAAUAGAUCACCUUAAUUAAGCAGAUAAAAUCAAUUAAGAUACAUGAUUGUUGAUUUGACAAUUUUCAGAAACCAAAAUUGAAUUAUGUACAUGGAAAACCCCGUGAUCAUAUGUUUUUGUAACAAUCUUUACAUAAUUACAUUAUUAUGUCCGACCAUGCAGUCGACCAUGCAGUAGCUAGUUGUGAACACUAUGUUUGAUUAUUCAUUUUUUGAGCUUUAUUAUACGAGACACGAUAUACUCAUGGGUAUGAAAAGUAUCAAUAGAAAAACAUAUAGUGACGCUAAAAAGGAGAAACUUUACAUGACUCGAGAAAAUGUAAAUGAAGCUUCCUUUCAGAGAAAAUUACGUUAUCAAAGUAAUAUAUUUGCUUUCUAGAAAAGUAAAAUAAUCGCCAGUCAUCUAAACAAUUCAAAAUUAUCGUGUAAAUUUAAAUCUUUAAGCUUAAAUUACACAGCUGAGGAUAAGUAAUUUUUUUCCUUGUUUUAGUGUUGAAAAGAAGUUAUGCGCCAUAUUCAAUACGUUGAGAAAUAAAAUGAUAAAAGUUGGUCGGAACAGGUUUUUGCCUGCACUUGAUUAGUGCAUGAGUUGUUAUGCAAUACUAAUUCUUUCAUUUUGUGUUAAGCCGAGUUAAUUUUUUUAUACGAGUGUGUGUGAUUCCGCUUAGUGAUUUUUAUAUUUGGUUACAGUUAUUGACUUUUAGAUAUUACUACUAUAUUGUAGUUUCAGAUCUAGAAGGAGUCGGUCAUAGUUACGAAGAAAACAUUUGUGUAUUAAUCAGGUUAGCUUUGUUUUCAUUGUUUGCAUGGAAAGUCAAUAGUGUUAGGAAAUGCAAGUCUGACUAAAACUUCGUGAGCAUCUAGAAAUAUAACGUAAUACAAAAAGUCAAAGUGUCACUCUCUCGGCAAACGGGUUCCGUUUGGACUCUGUAGUCCAGAGAGUUUAUGGCGCGUCGAUUUCACGCCGUCUCAAUGAUUCCUUGUGAAAAGGAUGACAUACGUAAAAAACUAGGCGACUAAAGAAAGAGAAGGAUCUCUGAUCUAUUGUCGAAAGGGGGUUUAGCUCACGAAAUACACAUAGACGGUCUCCUUCAAAUGUGCAGAGAUGAACACCUUAUCCUCAUAUAAGAAACUUGGGAGAGACAGUCAAAAGUUUUGAGACACCAUGUGUCUGAUUCAGUUUACGUGAGACAGACAGUCAAAAUGUCCUUCAAAAAAGCACAUCUCUAUCAAUUGAUGUUUACUCUUUCCCUUUUCAAAAGAUAAAUACAUACGCAUUAAACCUUUUUCCGUUGUCUAAAUGCGAAUAAACAUAAAAGACGUAAGAAAUGAAUAAAUUGAAGUGAUUAAAAAAUUUGAGAUAAACCAGUUGUUAAUCAAACAUUCAAAACAACUUAGCUGGCUAAUGUAGAAUAUUUGCAGCUAGAUUCCCACUCUCUUUUAUUGCCUUUUUUAUAUUUUUUUAAAUACUUUUUUUCAGAGAGUAGGAUUGUAGGAGAGACAACUUCGUCAGACCGAAAAUAAAUCAUCAUCAUUCCUCUUCCCUUCCCGAGUUCAAAGCCAAGAAAGAUAAAAAUCAGAAAAAAAGUAGUAAAACCUUUCAUUGAGAUUUGAGCCAAGAAGAAUAGAAGAAGGGAACGAGAAGAUCUCCAGCGGAUCAUCUCUGCUUUAAAAGCAUUGGCGGCGACUGGCUUCAUCUCUCUCUCCUCUUCCUACUUAUUAAUUCCCUCUCUCUCUCUCUCUCUUACUUGCUACACAAAACCCUUUUCUUCUCUCUCUCUCUCCUCUCUUUAUCUUACGCCAUUUACGUUUUGUUUUUCUUUGUGUGUGAUUAUUAUGACGAUGGGAUUUUCUUUCUGAAACUUUUUAUUUUCUUGGAAAGUUGACAGAGAGGAAAAAUUAAAUAAAAUAAAAAAAAGAUUGAAACUUUAUGGUUCUUCUCUGUGACCACAGAGAGACAAUAAAUGCGUUUGUAAAUGGUUAGUUGAGAAUAGGAGAAAGAACAUAAAAGUCCCGUAGCCCGAGGAGAGUUUGGGUUUCUUGCAGAAAGAUAGUGAGGCAAAACAUGGGUUUGGUUUCUUCUUGUCUCUUUUCUAACAUUCAUUUCCAUUAACUGUCUCUCCUUCUUCCAGCAAACCUCAAGUUAAAAGAAACCACAUUUUCCCCCUUUUUCCUUCCUUUUCUCACCUUCUUGUUCUGGUUUUGAUUUGAGAAAGUGUAAAGCUUUGAGCUUUUUUAGUACUAAAAAAAGGUGUGGUGAAGAAGACAAAGGAAGAUGAAGUUCAUGAAACUAGGGUCUAAGCCUGAUACAUUUGAAUCUGACGACAAAUUCCACAAGUACGCUGUUUCGGAUCUAGACAGCGAUGUUACUGUCAUUGUCGGAGAGUUUACAUUUUACCUCCAUAAGUUCCCGCUGCUAUCUAAGAGCAAUAGGAUGCAGAGACUUGUUUCUGAAGCGAGCGAGGAAAACACCAAUGACAUCACUAUCUCAGACAUCCCUGGAGGACACAAAGCGUUUGAGAUAUGCGCUAAGUUCUGCUACGGGGUCACGGUAACACUCAACGCUUACAACAUAACCGCCGUGCGAUGUGCAGCUGAGUAUCUCGAAAUGACCGAAGACGUUGACCGCGGUAACCUCGUAUACAAGAUCGAAGUCUUCCUCAACUCAGGCAUUUUCAGAAGCUGGAAAGACUCCAUCAUCAUGCUUCAGACAACCAAGUCUCUUCUUCCAUGGUCCGAAGAUCUGAAGCUCGUUACCAGAUGCAUAGAUUCUGUCUCAGCUAAGAUUCUGGUCAACCCCGAGACAAUCACUUGGUCUUACACACACAACAGGAAGCUAUCUGAACAGGACAAGAUCGUCGAGUAUCAUAGAGAGAAGAGAAACGAGAAUGUGGUUCCUAAAGACUGGUGGGUCGAAGAUGUGUGUGAGCUUGAGAUUGAUAUGUUCAAGCAGGUGAUGAGCGCUGUGAAGUCAAGUGGAAGGAUGAACAAUGGUGUUAUUAGUGAAGCUCUUAGGUACUAUGUUGCAAGGUGGUUACCUGAAUCUAUGGAGUCAGAAGCAGCUUCUUCAAACAAACAUCUUGUUGAGACGGUUGUGUCCUUGCUGCCGAGGGUUAACAGAGCGAUGAGCUACUCUACUUGCAGCUUCUUGCUGAAAUUACUCAAAGUCUCGUUCUUGGUUGGAGUUGAUGAGACGGUGAAAGAGGAUUUGGUCGAAAACGUGAGCUUGAAGCUACACGAGGCCUCGGUUAAGGAUCUGUUGUUGCAUGAAGUGGAGUUGGUUCAUAGGAUUGUGGAUAGGUUCGUGGGGGAUGAGAAGCGUGUCUCGGAGGAUGAUAGAUACAAGGAGUUUGUGUUAGGGAACGGUGUUUUGUUGAGCGUGGGGAGAUUGAUCGAUGCGUAUCUCGCAAGUAACCGUGACCUAACGCUCUCUGGCUUUGUGGAGUUGUCUGAGCUGAUCUCGGACGCAGCUAGACCUAUUCACGAUGGUCUCUACAAAGCUAUAGACACUUUCUUGAAGGAACAUCCGGAGCUAACUAAAUCUGAAAAGAAGAGACUUUGUGGGUUAAUGGAUGUGAGGAAGCUGACGAGUGAAGCAUCAGCACACGCAGCACAGAACGAGCGGCUUCCAUUACGAGUUGUGGUGCAAGUUCUCUACUUUGAGCAGCUCAGAGCUAACCACAGCCCUGUAGGUUCUGUUGCAGCUUCCUCCCACUCGCCUACCCCGCCGGUGAAGAAGGCGGAGGAGAGCAUAGUGGUUGUCGAGGAAGAGGCGGCGAAGAAGGUGGGGCUGAGUAAGAAAAGCAGAGGAAGCAAGAGCACGAGGAGUGGUGGUGGUGCUGGUGGACCGCAGCUGAUGCCGUCGAGGUCAAGGAGGAUCUUUGAGAAGAUAUGGCCAGGGAAAGGUGAGAGUAACAAGAGCUCUGAAGUUUCGUCUGGUAGCUCGCAGAGUCCGCAGGCGAAGUCGUCUAGCUCGUCGUCCAGGCGCAGGAGACAUUCCAUAUCUUGAAGGGCUUAUCUCAAAUUUGUA